This is a messenger RNA of Venturia canescens, 1023 nucleotides long. RefSeq names its product venom serine carboxypeptidase-like. The transcript is spliced from 2 exons. NCBI's taxonomy places the organism in Eukaryota, Metazoa, Arthropoda, Insecta, Hymenoptera, Ichneumonidae. Gene Ontology annotation, biological process: proteolysis. The record is from RefSeq and is a predicted model, not a curated record. Gene Ontology annotation, molecular function: serine-type carboxypeptidase activity. Bases 1 to 1023 code for a protein of 340 amino acids.
AUGGCUUCAAGGCUGGUCGAGGAUAAAAUUGGAAAAUUUCGAUUGCAGGAGAAUUCGGCGAGUGCGCCUGUCCUACUGUUUCUUCCAGGUGGCCCGGGGCUGAGUAUGGCGAUGGGUUUGCUAAUGGAGCACGGUCCAUUCUCGGUGGCAUUGAACGGUAGUCUUGAGACGCGAAUCGCUUCCUGGAACAAGAAGCACAACGUGAUUUACAUCGACAGUCCGGUGGGGACGGGUUGGAGUUUCACGGAUUCGGAGGAGGCUUACGCGAGGUCCCAGCCCCAAAUCGGCGACGAGUUGCUCCAAGCGAUGUUGCAAUUUUUUCAGUUGUUCCCAGCGCUUCGGGGAAACGAUUUCUUCGUGACCGGUGAAUCAUACGCCGGUAAAUUUGUUCCGGUGCUUUCCUCUGCGAUCCACGUGCACAACGUUGAUGCGAGCGAGGACAAGAAGAUCAAUUUAAAGGGAAUGGUGAUCGCGAACGGUUUCACGGACCCCUUGAACCAGCUCGUCUACGGCGAAUUCCUCUACGCCCUCGGACUCGUCGACGCCAACGGUAGAGACGAGUUCCUCGCCCUGGAGCAACAAACCCGAGAUUUAAUCCUCCAGGACCAACACGCCGCGGCCGACGUACGUCGCGCCCUCCACGUCGGCAACAAUAACUUUACGUUCGUGUCCCACCAAGUCAGGCAGUACCUCGAAGACGACCUUACGCGUUCUCAGGUCCACUUGGUCGCUUCCCUCCUCCAGGACUAUCGAGUCCUCAUUUAUACCGGGAACCUCGACGUUGUUUGCAGUUCCGUCUCGGUCCAAAAUUACCUCGGGAAUUUGAGCUGGUCCGGUGCCCAGGAAUUCAGAACUGUUCGGAGACAGCACUGGCGAACCAGCGAUGGGGAACUCGCCGGCUACGUCAAAAAAUUCGGCAACCUCGUCGAAGUCACCGUCAGAAAUGCCGGACAUUUUCCCUCUCUCGACCAACCGGAAAGGAUUCUCGAACUCUUGGAGAAAUUCACCGGGGAAUCGCUCUGA